AUGAACGACUUUUUACGUCACAGUCCUGCGAAGUUCAAUGGCAAGGCAACUCCAGAUGAAGCGGAUGACUGGAUUUGCAACCUUGAGAAGAUAUUUGAAGCAAUCGAGUGCAUUGAGGGGCAGAAGUUAGUGUUUGCUACAUAUAUGUUGGCAGGAGAAGCUGAGUACUGGUGGCGUGGGAUGCAGAGGAGCAUGGAUACCCGAGGGGAAGUUGCUACUUGGGAACAUUUCAGAGCUAGAUUCUUGGAGCGUUACUUUUCGGCUAGCGCUAAGCAGCAACGAGAGUCACAGUUUCUGGCUUUUCAGCAGGGAAGUAUGUAUGUGCAAGACUACAAGGAGAGAUUCGAGUAUUUGGCUCGUUUCUAUACUCAGAAUAUGAGCGAGGAUUGGAAGUGCAGGAGGUUUAAGCAAGGAUUGCGCCACCAUCUUUUGAAGGCACUUGUUCACCUGAAGAUAAAUGAAUUUUCAGAGUUAGUGGAGCAGGCCACGAUAGUUGAGAGGUUGGAUGAGUCUGGGCGUGUGAUGAGGAACCAGAAGGGAAGCUUUUCUAUGGGCAAGCAACAGAAGAAACCGUACGAGAGGCCACAAGAGUUUCGGUCAGGUUUGUUGAAGUGCUUUGAGUGUGGUGGAGAUCACCUCCGAAGAAAUUGUCCAAAGCUGAAUGACGUCAAGAAGGAGAUGUCAUUUGGUGGAACGCCUCAGAAGUCAACUAAUGGUGAAAAGCCGCAGGCUGCUAGCAGAGUGUUUGCCAUGUCGGGUGCAGAAGCCGAGAAGUUAGGUAACCUCAAACUUGAUACUUGUUCUUUGUUUGGUAGAAAUGUUCAUGUCCUGUUUGAUUCGGGUGCGACGCACUCGUUUAUAUCAUUGUUGUGUGUUGAGAAUCUUGGACUCUCUAUGUUUGACUUGGGGUGCGAGCUUAUUGUCUCUACUCCAACAUCUGGACAAGUUUCAACCAGUUCAAUCUGCGUUGGGUGUCGGAUCGAGGUGACAGCUCACAAGUCCAGAGUCAACUUGGUGUGCUUACCGCUUGAAGGUCUGGACGUGAUCUUGGGGAUGGAUUGGUUAGCUGAUAACCAUGUUAUGAUUGACUGUGGACGUCAUAGAGUAGUCUUCCAAGUAGAAGAAGGCAUUAAAAUGUCAACAUCAAAGGAAGUUGUACAAGAUCUCAAGAAUGGAGUUGUUUGUUUUAUGUUGAUAGUGAAAGAACAGAAGAAGAGCAUAGACGAGCAUAUCAGUGGAAUACCA
This is a messenger RNA of Vigna umbellata (rice bean), 1245 nucleotides long. The record is from RefSeq and is a predicted model, not a curated record. NCBI's taxonomy places the organism in Eukaryota, Viridiplantae, Streptophyta, Magnoliopsida, Fabales, Fabaceae.